UUUUUUUCUUCUUAUUAGUAUAUUUUUCCAAUUAUUUUCUGUUUGAAGCGUUUCUUUUUGUUGUUGUUUUGUUUUUGUAUUUUAUACGUAUUGUGUACAUCAUCUCCCAUGUUUAGUUAGCAAACGUUGUUGUGGUGACGCAGUGAAAUCCAGUUGGAUUUAGAGAGUUUGUUGGAAAACAACAUCCAAGAAAAUCGCAAAUACUUUUUUCCGAAAUUAAUGUUUUCUGGUUUUAUAUUUGCAAUUUGUUCAUAAAAAAAAUGUUUUUUAUUUAAUAAUUAUCAAAUUGGAAACAAAUUUUCGAGUAGCUCGUUCGUUGAUUGUUUUUCGAAAUUGUAUUUUGUUAUUAAACAGUGAGUGAUUGUAAAUGUUUAUGUGUUUGUGAUAUAUUUUCGUUGUUUUAUAUAUAAAUGGAAAUUAUUAUGAAAGUAAAAUGUUCACCAAGUCCGGGAGCUGGCUCCUCACCACAUUCCACCUUGAAAAUAGUUGAUCAUCAUCAUCAAUUGCAGCAACACACCUACACAAAUGCUGGCUACAAAUCAAGUCCGCCACCACAUAAUGUGAUGCCACCACGAACUUAUACACCCAAUACUCAUCAUCCAGGCAGUAAUUAUCCAAUAACCACCAACAACCCAUCCUCGUGUAAUGAUUGUUCUUUGGGCUAUUGUUGUAAUGUUGCACCAUGUUGUGCCACAACACCUUCGCCCUCUCAUUAUUCACAAACUCCACCCCAACCCUUACAGUCCACGCUACAAUCAUCGGCCGCUGCUGCUGGCCCCUAUCAACAUACGGAACCAUAUUUAAAUAAUUCUCCAUGUGAAACAGCCGAUGAACCUGAAUUUGUGUCCAUAGAUGAUGAAAAAGUUAAACAAUAUUUAAUACGCUUGGGCCAGCAGCAAUUACAAAAACGGCAACAGCAGCAGCAACAACAGCAACAAAAUCGUCCACAAAAAGAACCAAAAAUAACGCAUGUAUUUUCGGCUCCAACCAACGAAAACACGGUGAAACCGGUAGUCUAUGAAAUUAUUGAACUAGAUGAUGAGGAUGAAAGGGAAAAACUGAAACAAAUCAAACAACAGGCCGAACAAAGUUUAGCCAACAGAAAAUUACCACCCAAUCUCAGUAUAAACUUUGCCAACCGACAUACGAAGUCAUUGGACAUAAGUCUUAUACCCAAAACACCCGACAACAGAGCAUCAAAUUGCAGCCAAGAAUUGCCUUUAUCCAGCCAACAAGCAUCAUCGCGUGCGUUUAAUAAAGAUCCGGCGAAUCAUAAAAUUAUAGCGCAAAUAGAUUUGUUGGAAAGUGAUGAUGAUGAAGAGGAAGAUGCGUAUAUAAAUGAUGACGACGACGAUGAGGAUGAUGAUGAUACAUUACCUCUAGUGGCUGUUAGUUGCGAGCUGCAGUGUGAUGAUGAAGAUGAGGAUAUUGUUGAUAAUAGUCCUGUAGGAAUUAGCAGAAAUCUGCCAUACAACAAUACUAGCAACUAUUUGAGCGCACAGCAACGCCGGCCCACCAUGAGAUAUUCCAAACCUUCUGUGGAAGAUGUUGUUAUAGUCGGUUCGCAUGCGGAUAAGAAUCAUGAUGAUAUGAUGGUUCGCUGGGAGGAAUACGAAGGACAAAGAGAACGUGUUUUCUUCGAGUGUUUUUUGUGCGGCAAAAAAGUACAGUCCAGCUAUAAUUUAAGACGGCAUAUGAUGAUUCACACAGGUGAACGUCCAUUUGGCUGUGACUUGUGCGAUCGCCGAUUCCGAGAAUUCAGCGAUAUGAAAAAACACAGACGCCGCCAUUCCAACGAGCCGAACUAUUUGUGCAUGGUUUGUCAUGAAAGGACACCAGUGGAUAAUGAUCCCACACGCUGCAUUAAUUGUUGUACACAAUCAAAAAAUGCCGUAAUAAUGGCUGCCAUGAAACCGGCCACUGAUGCCGACAAUGCAGCCGAACAAAAUGCCCGUGCAAAGGCAACAACAGUAACUGAAACAUCACAAUCCCCCUCCUUGUCCUCUGCUUCGGUAACGCAAACACCACAACAGCGGCAUACACUUCCCACCAUCACCUCAGUAACAAGUUAUAAUAUUGCGGCAAUUAGAACAAAAUCUCCACCCACAGCCACAGCCAGUAGUAGUGGUAGUCCAGCAGCAAAUAGCAACAGUGCCACCAAUUCAAAAUCAUCCGAAGAAACCCAACGUCUGUUGGACAAUAUACCAGCAGUACAUCGUCCAGGCUACAAUGAAUUGGGUAUGAUUACCCGUAAAGAGUUUCCAUGUCCAUUGUGCAAUCGUGCCUUUGGCACACGUCACAAUCUAAAGCGUCACUAUAUGAUACACACGGGCGAGAAACCAUUUAGUUGUACCAAGUGUCGUAAACCUUUUAGGGAAUACUCUACGCUCAAAAAGCACAUGGUUACGCAUAUACGUGAACGUUGGUACAAGUGUAUGCGUUGUCCCAUGAAAUUUCGUGAUUUUCUCAAAUACACUGAACACAAAGAAACUCACAGCAAUGACAGUGAUAGUGAAGGGCAAGCCAUGGCUUCCGGUUCAUCGGCCGGCACAAAAUAUACUGCCAUGCAAGUUGAUGGUUAUUUGGAUUCAAAUGAUGAGGAUUCGGGUGCCGAAGAUUGGCUGGAGUGCUGUGAAUGUGGUCAGCGUUUUAAUGAAAUCGAUGCCUACAAUGAGCACUUAAAGGAACAUGAUGCAAACACUCAAAUCUUUCAGUGUUACAUAUGCAAACAGCAAUUAAAGACACGAGCAGAAUUAGAUCAGCAUAUAGCCCAACAGCAUAAACUGGAUAUAACUGAUUCCAUGGAUGAGGAUAAUGAAGAAGCAUGAGUACUUGUAAUAAGGACUACUAAUAGUUUUGUAUAUGUUUGUACAUACAAAUCUAUGUAUUUUUUAUAUUAAUUGGGUUUUGGUUUCACCUUUUCAACCCAACAAAAACAUUCCCCAGUUUGCAAUUGUCAAGUGCAGCCGUGAUCAAUUACAAAAAAGAUAUUUUUACAUUUUUAAUUUUUAUUAAUUUUGAGAUUAUUUUUCUAGAAGUUUAAGUUUUUAAAAAUUUAAUUUUAGAUAUUUAUUAUUGUUACUCUAACUUUUAACUCUCUUUUCCUUUCUCUCUUAUUUGCUGUAAUUGUCCGUAUUAGUUCAAUAGAGGAAUAUCCUGAAAAUUCAAAAAAAAAAAAAUUGUCUAAUAUGGAAAACCCACAAUUUAUUUAUAGUGCAAUUGUAAAAUAUUGAUAAAAUUUAUAUUUUUAUACUAUAUAAACUACAUGCAUAUGUAUGUAUAUAUUUUUUUGCAUAUUUAAAUGUAUGCUUAUUUGAAUCAAAAUAUUUAAAUGAAUGUCUAUGUAAAUCGUUAUAUGAAAAUUGUUAUUUUAACAUAAAUUAUUACGCUUAAGUUUUAAUCUGUAAUCCUUCAUACUAAAUACAUAUAACAAAUAAUUACAUUCCAAAUAAAAAAUACUAAUUAUAUUCCCCAUUUAUAUUUGAAAAA
Calliphora vicina (urban bluebottle blowfly) is the source of this 3489-nucleotide messenger RNA. Its product is annotated as zinc finger protein 37. The record is from RefSeq and is a predicted model, not a curated record. Bases 411 to 2828 code for a protein of 805 amino acids. Lineage: Eukaryota; Metazoa; Arthropoda; Insecta; Diptera; Calliphoridae. Gene Ontology annotation, biological process: regulation of DNA-templated transcription. Gene Ontology annotation, molecular function: DNA-binding transcription factor activity, RNA polymerase II-specific; RNA polymerase II cis-regulatory region sequence-specific DNA binding. The transcript has 3 exons.